CCGGAACCCGGGGGCCCCGCCGCGCCUGCGCCUCCGCACGUGGGUGGCUGCGCCGCGAGCUCUUCCUCUGAGGGGCCGGGGCGGCUGGUGUGCAGCCAGCUCCGCUUCGACCCCCGACCCCUGUCCCCGGCCCGGCAUGAACCGCUACCUGGUGCCGCUGUCGGCGCUGGGCACACUAGCAGGCGCCGCCGUGCUGCUCAGGGACUAUGUCACCGGUGGGGCGUGUCCCAGCAAGGCCACCAUCCCUGGGAAGACGGUCAUCGUGACGGGCGCCAACACAGGCAUCGGGAAGCAGACCGCCUUGGAAUUGGCCAAGAGAGGAGGCAACAUCAUCCUGGCCUGCCGAGACAUGGAGAAGUGUGAGGCGGCAGCAAAGGACAUCCGCGGGGAGACUCUCAAUCACCACGUCAAUGCCCGGCACCUGGACUUGGCUUCCCUCAAGUCCAUCCGAGAGUUUGCAGCGAAGAUCAUUGAAGAGGAGGAGCGAGUGGACAUUCUAAUCAACAACGCGGGCGUGAUGCGGUGCCCCCACUGGACCACCGAGGACGGCUUCGAGAUGCAGUUUGGCGUUAACCACCUGGGUCACUUUCUCCUGACGAACUUGCUGCUGGACAAGCUGAAAGCCUCAGCCCCUUCGCGGAUCAUCAACCUCUCGUCCUUGGCCCAUGUUGCUGGGCACAUAGACUUUGAUGACUUGAACUGGCAGACGAGGAAGUAUAACACCAAAGCCGCCUACUGCCAGAGCAAGCUGGCCAUCGUCCUCUUCACCAAGGAGCUGAGCCGGCGGCUGCAAGGCUCUGGUGUGACUGUCAACGCCCUGCACCCCGGUGUGGCCAGGACAGAGCUGGGCAGACACACGGGCAUCCAUGGCUCCACCUUCUCCAGCACCACGCUCGGGCCCAUCUUCUGGCUGCUGGUCAAGAGCCCCGAGCUGGCCGCCCAGCCCAGCACAUACCUGGCCGUGGCAGAGGAACUGGCGGACGUUUCCGGAAAGUACUUCGAUGGACUCAAACAGAAGGCCCCGGCCCCCGAGGCUGAGGAUGAGGAGGUGGCCCGGAGGCUUUGGGCUGAAAGCGCCCGCCUGGUGGGCUUAGAGGCUCCCUCUGUGAGGGAGCAGCCCCUUCCCAGAUAACCUCUGGAGCAGAUUUGAAAGCCAGGAUGGAGCCGCAAGACCAAGGGCAGCUGUCUGCCAUGCCCGCAGCUUCCUGGCACCACCAGAGCCGGGAGACUGAGAGCCGCUGGCCGCCAUGCCUGCGGCAUCCUAUAGG
Molecule: messenger RNA, 1268 nt
Organism: Chlorocebus sabaeus (green monkey)
Lineage: Eukaryota; Metazoa; Chordata; Mammalia; Primates; Cercopithecidae
Gene: RDH13
Product: retinol dehydrogenase 13
Molecular function (GO): oxidoreductase activity
Source: RefSeq, a predicted model, not a curated record